This is a messenger RNA of Ictalurus punctatus (channel catfish), 6657 nucleotides long. RefSeq names its product leucine rich repeat and Ig domain containing 1a (gene lingo1a). Gene Ontology annotation, cellular component: plasma membrane. Bases 331 to 2178 code for a protein of 615 amino acids. The record is from RefSeq and is a predicted model, not a curated record. Gene Ontology annotation, molecular function: protein binding. Lineage: Eukaryota; Metazoa; Chordata; Actinopteri; Siluriformes; Ictaluridae. The transcript has 2 exons.
UGCAAACAAAGCGUACUUUGACCCGCCCUCAAACACUACAUUUGAGGUUGUGUCCUGUAAGGGUUAGGUUCGUGUCUAGAAGGCAUUGUUUUCUGCGCUGCAAAAGCAAAACCACUUUGCAUGGACUCCCAAAGGAUGAGGAUAUAAAACGAUACCACAGCAGUUCAACUCCGACUUUUGUUUGUGUUCCCGUCAUUUCUUUGACGACUGCUUCUCGAAUCUAGCAGAAGUCAAAGCGGGAUUUGCGAAACGAUUAUUCAUUAAAAACGGGGGUGUACCCACUUUUUUGGACCAUCUUGUGUCUCUGGAUCACUUCCUGUAACUGGUAGGAUGGUGGCAGUGGACGUAAGUGGGCACAGCUACUUGGUGGCGUGCUGGCAGCCCAUCCUAAUUUUACUGCUUGCUACUGUGCUGUCCGGCUCUACCACAGGCUGCCCAUCCCGUUGCGAGUGCAAUGCCCAGGAUCGUGCUGUUGUGUGCCACCGGAAAAAGUUGAUGUCAGUUCCUGAGGGUAUUCCAUCUGAGACAAGAUACCUAGACCUCAGUAAGAACCGCAUUAAAACAAUUAACCCAGACGAAUUCUCUGGGUUUCCCAACUUGGAGGAGCUAGAAUUGAAUGAAAACACCAUAUCCACCAUUGAACCUGGGGCCUUUAACAACCUGUAUGGCCUUCGGACUCUUGGGCUGCGCAGCAACAAGCUUAAACUUAUUCAGCUGGGUGUAUUCACAGGCCUCAGUAACCUUACCAGGCUUGAUAUCAGUGAGAAUAAAAUAGUUAUCCUGCUAGACUAUAUGUUCCAGGAUCUCUAUAAUCUACGCUCUCUGGAAGUGGGUGAUAAUGACCUGGUGUUUAUAUCCCACCGAGCAUUCCAUGGCCUCAACAGCCUGGAACACCUGACACUGGAAAAGUGCAACCUGACCUCUGUUCCCACAGAGGCCUUUACUCAUUUGCACAGCCUCAACACUUUGUGUCUGCGCAAUCUCAACAUUAACAGCAUCAGAGAUUAUUCUUUCAAACGCCUCUUUCGUCUCAAAGUUCUGGAGAUUGCUAAUUGGCCAUACCUGGACACAAUGACUACUAACUGCUUGUACGGUUUGAAUCUUACAUCCUUAACGAUCACCAAUGCAAAUUUAACCUCGAUCCCAUAUGUGGCACUCCGCCACCUGGUUUACCUACGAUUCUUAAAUAUGUCUUACAACCCCAUUGUAAUCAUUGAAGGGAACAAGCUACAUGACCUGCUCAGACUGCAGGAGUUUCACCUGGUUGGUGGUAGACUGGCUAUAAUAGAGCCAUAUUCAUUUAGAGGACUCAACUAUCUAAAGAUCUUGAAUGUGUCAGGGAAUGCUUUAAAUACCUUGGAAGAAUCAGCUUUCCACUCAGUGGGAAACCUGGAGACACUGGUGCUAUAUGACAACCCUCUGGCAUGUGACUGUAGGCUUCUCUGGGUAUUCCGUCGCAGGUGGAGGCUCAACUUCAACCGCCAGCAGCCCACAUGCACCUCACCUGAGUUCGUCCAGGGAAAAGAGUUCAAAGAUUUCCCUGAUAUCUUGCAGCCUAAUUACUUCACAUGCCGCAAAUCAAGAAUCCGGGACCGCAAAGCACAGCAGACGUAUGUGGAUGAAGGAACAACUGUGCAUUUUGCAUGCCAGGCAGAUGGAGAUCCAGCCCCAGUUAUCAUGUGGCUUUCCCCACAAAAGCAGUUCAUUACCCCAAAAACGAUAGGAAGACUUACCAUGUUUCCUGAUGGUACUUUAGAGGUGCGCUACGCUCAGAUCCAAGACAAUGGGACAUAUGUGUGUAUUGCAAGUAAUGCAGGUGGAAACGACACUGCUGUUGCUCACCUUCAUGUCCACAGCUACUCUCCUGACUGGCCCAACCAGCCCAACAAAACCUUUGCUUUCAUUUCUAACCAGCCCAGUGACAGCGGUCCCAAUGGGACAAAAGCUACUGUUCCUUUCCCCUUUGACAUCAAGACUCUUAUCAUUGCCACCACCAUGGGAUUCAUCUCCUUCCUUGGAGUGGUAUUAUUCUGUUUGGUAUUGCUGUUUCUGUGGAGCCGGGGCAAAGGUAACACUAAACACAACAUCGAGAUUGAGUACGUACCACGUAAAUCAGAUGCAGGACUAAGCAGUGGUGCUGCUGAUGCACCUCGCAAAUUUAAUAUGAAAAUGAUUUAAUCCAUGCUAGGAGUGUUAAAGACACCGUAAAAUAUGAAACCCACCCUGACUAACCAUUGGAUCCUGCAAUUUACUAUAUAGAGGAGGUCUUUAUGAUGUUGUGUGUUUGAUGUUGAAAAGGAAGGAGAAAAAUACUGUAUUUCUCUGUGAUGACAUUUUCUGCUUGGCCUUCAGGGACCAUUUCUUGAAAGACAAUUUUGUUGUAAAACAUUCAAGUGGAAUUUUAUGGGAAAAAGGAAAAGAUUAAUGAACCCUUCUCGAUGUUCGUGUGAACCGCCAAAACACAAAAGACCAUUGUCCUCCUUUGCUGUCCUUUUGCCUGCUUUAUGUGUUAUUGUAUAAUUUCUUUUUAAUAUUCAAACAGAGAUAGUUUUAUCAUACAGCAGCAGUAGACAUUUCUGGGUUGAUAAGCACAUUAACUAGUUCAGUGCUACACUAAAAUAUCAUUUGUUUCAGAUGAUCACUGCCACACUCCUUGAAUACUGUUGGUAUCCAAGUCAAACACUGCACUAUCACAUACACUAUACAGAGCAUUUUUUCAAGACAGUAGUGUCUUUUUUACACAAAUGAGACACACGAAUAACUGAAAGAUUAAAAGAAUACUAGGUUAAAAACACACAGUGCUUGCAUUAGUUGGUAUAAUUUAAAAUCAGUUUUAUUUAUAUAUUUAAUUUUGAGAAUAAAUAAUGAAAGUCUUAACCGAUUGAUAAGUCCAACGACCGAUUGAUAAGUCCUACGACCGAUUGAUAAGUCCUACGACCGAUUGAUAAUUCCUACAACCAAGAGAUUUGAAUGUAAUUUUUCAAAUCACAUAACUUGGCUCCCUGCCAGGUGACAUUCAACUCUCACAGGUCUGCAUUCAGUACAUUCAGCUUUUUCUACUGGUGUGGUUUGGUGCCAUCACACGUCCACUAGAUUCCUCACUACAGUGGAACUGCAUAGCUUUUGAUUUCCAUUCAGUAUGGUUUCUUUUCAGCUCUGUGAGGCCUGGAGUAUGCAUUGGUCAAUUUCACAUUUGGAAAUUGAAUGUAAAAUCAGACUGUAUAGGUAUUCAGUCAUUUCAACCUUGACAUACCGAUAUGGUUACAUGUUUUUAAAUUCCUUUCGGAGCAAAACUGUGUUAUGCAAAUUGAGGAAAAUGUAUUUGCAGACGUUUUACAGCAUUGAAACACUGCAUGCGCUAGUGUGUCACAGACUAUAGAAGCCUAUUAGGCUCAAAUAUGCAAAUAUGCAAAUGCAGGCCAUGCAAAUUACAGAGGAGUGCAUGAAACAGAGGAGAGUAUACCUUUCCACAACAGUUAGAUUUUCAGAUGUGUGGAUGCAGAGUUAUGGCAAAUGUAGUUAAACUUGGUAACACUUUAUUUGUAUCGUACAUGCAUAGAGCAUUCAUAACACAUUCAUAAGAAUUAUGUGUUUUAUAAAGCCAUGAUGGAGGGUUUAUAAAAACUCUAGUAGUUUUCAACACUACGGUGACAUCAGAUAGUUCUAUGAGAUUUUACAUGAAACAGAGAACAGAGAAAAUCCCACAAUUAUCAUUAUUCUUAUGAACAGUCACAUUUAUGACAGGCAUAAAAGGUAUACAUACUGUAGCAGUUCUUAUGUGUGUUAUAGAUGAGAAUUCGAUUACUACUUAGUUAGAGAACAUAAAAGGAUUCAUUUUGCUGGAAUGUGGGAUUUGUAAAUCAGUGAAGUUGUAUUAGAAUAGUGAUUCACAAUAGUUUAAAAGUAAAUGGUCUACCAGCAUUUCAGUUGAUGUGUACUCAGCUCCCUGCUUCUAUAAAAAGUAGAUUAAGUAAGUAUACCUACCAAAAAGGAACGAUGAGAGGCUUCAUGAAUGUGUUGUUAUAAAGACAAAAUUUUCCAAGAAAUUUUAAAAAAUAAUAAUUUAGUCAUCAAAACUCAAGCCAUAAUGGUAAGUGGGGGUUUUUGCUUAUCGCUUUUUCAUGUGAAGACAAAGCAACAUGCUUCAUGAAACUUCAUUCCAUGAAUUUUGACAUAAGCCUUAAAUAAAUCUUAAGGUAUUACUUAAUAUAUUUAUGCAAUGCGUGUGAGUGUUAUGAAGGCCCGAUAUAAGUACACUUCAAAUAAAGUGUUACUGUAAGUAGUGUAAAGAAAUUAUUGUGAUUUUUAGCAGACAGCAGGCUUCUGCGAAAGGUUCAUUCUCGAUCAUCUCAAUUCAGAGCAACUGAAAAGCACAGCAGUAAGUAGGAGUUUAACAGGUAAAUCUGUAUUUACUUACAGAUAAAAGAUAAAAGGCACUUUACCUAAAAGUCCCACAGCUGCCUUUUGUUAUGCUGAUUGCACACUGUAGCUCAGCUCUAGCUGAAUGCUAAUAAAUCUAUCGCAAACUAGUGGUGGAUAAGUAGUGGCUAACAUUGCCUAUUUAGACACUGAGAAGUUAGCAUGAAAAGUCAAUAUAACAUUAGCUCGGACAUGCAUAUAGUAAAAUGAAUACAAUGAGGGGUAAUAGGAAAUGUUUCAUAACAUUACAGAUUUGUUGUUUGUCUUAUAAAAGGGAGCUACUGCAUUAGCAUUACAAGCACAAGGAUAGAAAUAUUUUGCACUAUGACUCAUGUGGUCAUAGUUUUGCUGACUAGUUAUUGCUAAUGAGAGACUGAUAUGUGGGAUAUGUAAGUGACUAAGUAAACUCUGACACAUCUACGAGGAGCUAUAGAUGAGCCACUGCUAUCCCAUCAACCUGAAACUCAAACAUACAGAGCUUCAUAGUGUUCAAAAUGCUGUUUUCCUCUUUGUUAGUUAUAUCGGUAUAUCAGUGGAAGGGGACAGGUGUGAGUAGGCUCAUAGGUGCUUUUAAAUUGUAAAAUGGCUUUUUACCUAUCCUUUAGCUUCUCUUAGCCAUACUAAUCCUAAUUUGAUUGAAUAGAUUUAUGAAAAAUAAAAUAAUAGUAAUUUUUGAGACUACUAAAAUGAGAAAUUUCUGCUUGGACCAACCCUGCCAGAUCAGCUUCCGUUAAAUUUAUUUCCCUCUCUUUUUCUUCUGUGUCCAUCUUAAUAGUAGCCUACUGAAUAUUUUUCUAGAAUAUGGGACAGGUAAAGAACAAAUACAUUAAAUAGAUUUGGAAAAAAAAAACCUGUAAGAUAAUAACUUAAUAAAUAAUACUCAAUAAUAAGGAAAGCUAGUAAACAUUGACCUGUUAUAUGAAUAUUACAUGUAAUCAUGGAACUUGUCAUUGGACUCUUGAUUCCACAAGGCCAAGAUGAUAUAACAGUAAUGGUAGUACCUCUUAAUUCACUUUUAAAAAAUCGGAAAGAGAACAGUUUGAUGUCUGUGCUCAUUUAUGGGUAAUAUUAAUGAGGAAGGGCCAUUUAUGUUUGUUUCUUUGCACCUCUUUAAGUGGCAUGCAAAUGCUUAUUCUGAUUCAUAUGUUGUGCACAAAGUUUAACAGAAUGUGGAUCUAAAAAAAUUGCAGGAGCUUAAGGGAGUUAUAUAUUUUUUUUUUGUAUUAUAUAUUCUAUUACAGUUAUAUGAUUAAUCUAUACAGCAUCUUUGAUUAUACUAUAUUAGCCAGUAGGUCUUACAAAACUUGCUAUAUAUGCUAUUUUUGGUCUUGAAGUGACGGAGUGACCCCAGUUCUAUUUUGGCAUUUAUUAAUGCCAUUUUAUGUUUAUAUAACAACACAUCUCCUGGUUACUAUUUUUGGAUUAAAAACUUUCCAAUUUCAUAAUUGUAGCAAGUAAGUUACUGAAUGAGUGAGUAUGGAUAGUCAUUAAUUUGAUCAAAGUUAAUGUGCUUGACAACCCUGAUGUUCAUGUUGCCUAUAAUAAUUUGCUACAGCCUUAUGAUCCAAAAAUGAUUGAUUCAUUUACUAUUUGAAUAAACAUUCCCAAAACAGUCCCUAAACAUUUUUUUUAAUAGGACGUGUAAAAAUGAGAUACUUUUCCAUAAUAAUAUAAGUUGCACCAGCAGUUAAAGAGUGGAUAAUGAAAUUAUACUGAUUGUGAUUCUGGCUUUCCAGGAGAAAAUAUGUGUGUGAUGAUCUUACCUUAGUGAAAUUAUUUUUGUGGUUGUCAGAGCUUUGUGGUUGUGAGGGGGAUGAAGCAGGAUUGAGUGUCAGUUUAUAGACAAAGUGGGUUAAAUGUCAGCACAAUUGUUUUUUGAUCUUAUGCCGAUGGGAUGCACAGAUAAUGGAGGAGCACAGAUGGUUUAACUUAUGUUGAUAAAUUUAAAAGAAAAUUCUAUUCACAUACAGGAGUGAGCUGCUCAGACACCUUAUAAUGCCAUUUGUUGAUGCUUUUUAUGUUUCAAACCUCCAAACCUACUGUGCUCAUCUUGUGCAAACUCUCUUUCAGAAAAGACCAAGAAAAUGCUAUCUACUCAUUUUGUUCUACCUACAUCCCAAGAUGUUAUAUAAUGUGGUCCACAAUCUUCUUUUAUAUUGGGGGAAAAAUCUCAAAUAUGAAAAAAAAAUGUUCCGAUUGUUUUGUGCAAUAAAAGGUAAUAUGCAGUUUUUUUUUUAA